AUGGCCAAUAGUGCCGGAGCCGCGGCGGAGGGGUUGUUGAGAUGUGUGUACGAGGGUUGCAUUGCAGGCUGUGACACAGGGAUUGAGCGCCGGCCUUACCAUCGGAAUUGUGGCUGUGCCCUCCACGAUAAGUCCCGUAAAGGUAGCCCCAAUGCUGCAUUCUCCAAGUGCUGCAAAAAGAACGUAUCCUAUCCCAUCAGGAGGUCCUGGAGUGAAGGCUCCUUGCUCUUGCACGCAGCUUCUAAUUCUUCUAACCAUUCCUCUCCUUCUUCUUCACCCGCUCAUGUGGUGGGGGCUGCAGCAGGGAAGCCAGCUAAUAGUCAUCAUCAGUCCAGUUUGUGUGAUCGUAAUGAAGAUCAGGACGAGUAUGUUUUAUUCAAGAUUUGA
Molecule: messenger RNA, 387 nt
Organism: Carya illinoinensis
Lineage: Eukaryota; Viridiplantae; Streptophyta; Magnoliopsida; Fagales; Juglandaceae
Exons: 1
Coding region: 1-387 (128 amino acids)
Source: RefSeq, a predicted model, not a curated record